UGAUUUCAAGUUGCGCGAUAUCAGUUUACAAUUCCCUCUUGGAGAGCUCUCUGUGAUUUCUGGUCCAGCAGGUGCAGGAAAGAGCUUACUGCUAUUAGCCACGAUCGGCGAGGCAGAUCUGCUUGAUGGACAGAUCGUCUUUCCACAGAGACACUCACCACUUGCCUAUGAUGGACCGAGCAAUGAGUGGACAAUUGAUAAAUCAAUUGCGUUUGUUCCGCAGAAUCCUUGGAUCGAGAAUGGAACCGUUCGAGAAAACAUUCUUUUCGGCCUCCCGCUGAAUUCGGAACGAUACCGCGAUGUUCUGCACGCAUGCUGUCUUAAAGAUGACUUGGAUUCUAUGCAAGAUGGUGACCAAACCGAUCUUGGUGCUAACGGCGUCAAUCUAAGCGGCGGCCAAAAAUGGCGUGUUGCUCUAGCCAGAGCUCUUUACAGCCAUGCUGGAGUCCUUGUCCUCGACGAUAUUUUCAGCGCGGUGGAUGCUCGCGUCGGCCACCAUCUCUUCGAGAAAGCUUUAACAGGAAGCUUAACAAAAGGGAGAACGAGAAUCGUGGCUACGCACCAUACCGGCCUGUGUUGGAGUAAGAUGAAGUAUUACAUAGUGCUCGAGAAUGGGCGUGUCUCUUUUGCUGGCAAGCCUGAGAAUUACUGCCCAGACUUAUGUUCCAGUAACGCUGACUCUAUCCAACGUGUCAAUACUGCUGACUCUGUUGCGCAGCAGGGUCAUAUAGUCCCUGUAUCCAAUAGCCUGGCUGUGCCACAGCAGAAUCCAUCUGAGAGGGAUAUCAAAGGUAGGGCUUUUUACGAAGCCGAGACACGGGCGACAGGUGCCGUGAAACUGUCAAUUUAUAGCAUAUAUAUGCAGGCUUGCGGUGGCUACCUGUAUUGGAUUCCAAUUGCACUGACCUUCGGCUUUACUCUUGUGGCGGAAUUAGCAAUCCCAUAUUGGGUGUCAGUUUGGACGAGAGAUCUUGCAAACACACAGCCAGAUAUCGAAGUGAAUAUCCAGUCGUCCAACGACCUCUCUGCGCAUUCAGGUCGACAGUCCGCUGGUACCCGUCUCUGGCUGUACCUAGGCGUGUACGUCGGUCUUUUUCUAAUGUCAAUCCUAACUGAGAUUCUUCGCUACCGACUUGUCUUUAUGGCGUCAAUUCGAGGGUCGCUUGCUAUCUUCGAGAAAUUUUUGCUCAGAGUUUUACACGCUCCUCUAAGCUUUUUGGAUACAACACCCGUGGGUCAGAUCCUCAACCGCUUCAGCGCUGACUUCAGCACACUAGAUUCUGAUCUGGCACUGGAUCUGCCCAAUAUGCUGCAUGGUGUUUUAAUGCUUCUUAGUGUUAUUAUCGCGGCACUUUUUAUCUCGCCACUUAUGGUGGGCUUCGGUUUCAUUUCGCUCUUUCUGUCUUGGUAUAUCGCCUCGCUGUAUGUCACAGCGGCUAGAGAUGCUAAAAGGAUAGAGAGCAAUGCUAGGUCUCCUAUCUUCGAGCAGUUUGGAUCGAUCAUUGACGGUCUAGUCACGAUCAGAGCUUUUGACAAAGUUGGUCAAUAUAUGCAUCGUAUGUAUAACACGAUGGACGCGCAUUGCCAAGCUCUAUGGCAUUUGCGUCUUUUCAACUGUUGGAUGAUGUUCCGUCUGAACAUGAUCGGAGCUUUGUAUGUGACUAUGACAGCAGCACUGAUCGCAACCCUUAAAGGCGUUGAUGCGUCCGUGGCAGGGUUUGCUCUCAGUUUCGCUUUACAGAUGUCUGAGGUCGUCGCUUGGGUAUUGUCGGAAUACGCUGAGCUCGAGCUGGACUUCAAUGCUGUUGAGCGCAUUGUAGAAUACACUCAAAUCGAGACAGAGCACCAAGGUGGCAUGGAUGCUCCAGCUGGAUGGCCUUCAAAAGGCGAGAUUGAGGCGAAUGAUCUUGUCGUUGGAUACGCACGAGACUUGCCACCUGUUUUACGUGGGUUGAGCUUCUUAAUUAACCCUAACGAGCACAUCGGCAUCGUCGGACGUACUGGCUCUGGCAAAUCAUCACUGACACUCGCACUUCUGCGCUUCCUCGAGGCACGGUCCGGAUCUUUACACAUUGAUGGAAUGGAUAUUUCUAAGCUGAGACUCCGCGCUCUCCGCUCGAAGAUAGCAAUUAUCCCACAGGACCCGGUUAUCUUCUCAGGAACCCUGCGAUCGGUCCUCGACCCGUUUAACCAGUAUACAGACUCUGAGCUCCUCGCCGCUUUAGCGAAAGUCCAUCUCAGACCCUCUAUGGACGAUGAACAGAGCUCGGAGCUAGAAGGAACAGAGGAUGAUUGUAGUAACACUGCAUUAUCUCUUUCCUCGCCAAUCUCCGAGCGGGGCAAGAAUCUGUCCCAGGGCCAACGUCAACUAGUGUGUCUAGCUCAGGCUUUGCUCUCCCGCCCGAAGAUCCUCAUAAUGGACGAGGCAACUUCUUCCAUUGAUAUGAGCACGGAUGCGCUGAUCCAGCAGACUAUUCGUCAAGAAUUCCGUGACUCUACUCUCAUGGUCAUUGCUCACCGACUGUCCACUGUGGUGGACUUUGACCGAAUCAUGGUCUUGGGAGAAGGGAGGAUAGCCGAGUUUGAUACACCGGCUGCUUUACUGAGAAAUGAAGGGGGCCCGUUCUGGACCUUAAUCGACAAGAGCGGGGAGAGGGAUUCGUUGCGUCGUAGCAUUCUGCUGGGUGAGAGGCAAGCAUAG
This is a messenger RNA of Aspergillus nomiae NRRL 13137, 2701 nucleotides long. Its product is annotated as putative ABC transporter. The annotation marks the transcript as partial. Gene Ontology annotation, biological process: transmembrane transport. The transcript is spliced from 2 exons. Gene Ontology annotation, cellular component: membrane. The record is from RefSeq and is a predicted model, not a curated record. NCBI's taxonomy places the organism in Eukaryota, Fungi, Ascomycota, Eurotiomycetes, Eurotiales, Aspergillaceae. Gene Ontology annotation, molecular function: ATP binding; ABC-type transporter activity; ATP hydrolysis activity.